Molecule: messenger RNA, 1472 nt
Organism: Apaloderma vittatum (bar-tailed trogon)
Lineage: Eukaryota; Metazoa; Chordata; Aves; Trogoniformes; Trogonidae
Gene: CRY1
Product: cryptochrome circadian clock 1
Exons: 9
Biological process (GO): negative regulation of DNA-templated transcription; circadian regulation of gene expression; entrainment of circadian clock by photoperiod
Cellular component (GO): cytoplasm; nucleus
Molecular function (GO): FAD binding; DNA binding
Source: RefSeq, a predicted model, not a curated record
GUUUUGACACAGAUGGUCUGCCUUCUGCAGUGUGGCCAGGCGGAGAAACAGAAGCUCUCACACGAUUGGAAAGACAUUUAGAACGAAAGGCUUGGGUAGCGAACUUUGAAAGACCACGAAUGAAUGCAAAUUCCCUUCUGGCGAGCCCUACAGGGCUUAGUCCCUACCUCCGCUUUGGCUGUUUGUCCUGUCGCCUCUUUUAUUUCAAGCUAACGGAUCUGUACAAAAAGGUAAAAAAGAACAGCUCCCCUCCCCUCUCUCUCUAUGGCCAGCUGUUAUGGCGUGAAUUUUUCUACACAGCGGCGACAAACAAUCCACGAUUUGAUAAAAUGGAGGGGAAUCCUAUCUGUGUUCAAAUUCCAUGGGAUAAGAAUCCUGAGGCUUUGGCCAAAUGGGCAGAAGGCAGGACAGGUUUUCCUUGGAUUGAUGCAAUUAUGACACAGCUUCGCCAAGAAGGCUGGAUUCACCAUUUAGCCCGGCAUGCUGUAGCAUGCUUCUUGACUCGAGGUGACCUCUGGAUUAGCUGGGAAGAAGGAAUGAAGGUCUUUGAAGAGCUCUUACUUGAUGCGGAUUGGAGCGUGAACGCUGGAAGCUGGAUGUGGCUGUCCUGUAGUUCCUUUUUUCAGCAGUUUUUUCACUGCUACUGUCCAGUGGGUUUUGGCAGAAGAACUGACCCAAAUGGAGAUUAUAUCAGACGAUAUUUGCCAGUACUUAGGGGUUUCCCUGCAAAAUACAUCUAUGAUCCUUGGAAUGCCCCAGAGAGCAUCCAGAAGGCUGCAAAAUGCAUUAUAGGAGUUAAUUAUCCUAAACCAAUGGUAAAUCAUGCAGAGGCAAGCCGUCUGAAUAUUGAGAGGAUGAAACAAAUCUACCAGCAGCUUUCACGAUACAGAGGACUGGGUCUUCUUGCAACAGUGCCUUCUAAUCCAAAUGGAAAUGGAAAUGGUGGCCUAAUGGGCUAUUCACCAGGAGAAAGCAUUUCUGGUUGUGGUAGUACAGGAGGAGCUCAGCUGGGAACUGGUGAUGGUCACACAGUUGUUCAGCCCUGUGCUCUGGGAGACUCUCAUGCAGGAGCAAGUGGAAUUCAGCAGCAAGGUUACUGUCAAGCAAGUAGUAUCUUACACUAUGCUCAUGGAGACAAUCAGCAAUCACACUUAUUGCAAGCAGGAAGAACGGCUCUUGGUACUGGCAUUAGUGCAGGGAAACGCCCAAAUCCAGAAGAAGAAACUCAGAGCGUUGGACCAAAAGUCCAGCGACAGAGCACAAAUUAAACUGGUAAGAUCUGAGACAACUUAAAGUUAUCCUGUUAACGAGUAAAAUUUUGUACAGACUUUGUCUGUGAUAACGUGCAUAUCACUGCAAUGCAAAAGUUGCUUAAUUAUUGCCAUUAAUUUUUCUGUUCUAGGUACUGUACAAACAAACAAUGCAAAAUCCUGAGUCUAGGGAGUUUACGAAGUAUGAGAGAGGAAGUAGUU